This is a messenger RNA of Leopardus geoffroyi (Geoffroy's cat), 6787 nucleotides long. RefSeq names its product nuclear receptor subfamily 6 group A member 1 (gene NR6A1). The transcript has 9 exons. NCBI's taxonomy places the organism in Eukaryota, Metazoa, Chordata, Mammalia, Carnivora, Felidae. Gene Ontology annotation, biological process: regulation of DNA-templated transcription. Gene Ontology annotation, molecular function: DNA-binding transcription factor activity; sequence-specific DNA binding; zinc ion binding. The coding region runs from base 327 to 1643 and encodes 438 amino acids. The record is from RefSeq and is a predicted model, not a curated record.
GAGUAUUUCCUAUUAAAUGUUCCACAAUACUUUUCAGAGAGACGUGCUAGGCAGUGUUGUUAACUAAAGAAAAUAAGUCUAUCAGUUCCACUUAGAUAACCUUUGGUAAUAAACGAACUCCAUACACGUUGUGACCUUAGCGCCUGAACUUUCUAAUCACAUGACUGGCUUGUAAACUGACCUGUGAGGAUGACUGUCGUAGUCCCAGCUAAGAGAGAGAAAUUGGCCAAGUGUCGGAAGGGUGGUCAUCAAGCUGGACUUGUCCCGUAAUCUCUGUUUCUUCAUGGCUGCGAUAGAACUUCUCAACAGACUCCGAGAAGCAUGAAAUGGAGACAUGGGAAGUUUCUGUUCCAGAUGAUCGGGCUGAACAACGAACCUGUCUCAUUUGUGGGGACCGUGCCACAGGAUUGCACUAUGGAAUCAUCUCCUGUGAGGGAUGCAAAGGGUUUUUCAAGCGGAGCAUUUGCAACAAGCGGGUGUAUCGGUGCAGUCGUGACAAGAACUGUGUCAUGUCUCGGAAGCAGAGGAACAGGUGCCAGUACUGCCGCCUGCUCAAAUGCCUCCAGAUGGGGAUGAAUCGGAAGGCAAUCAGAGAAGAUGGCAUGCCCGGAGGCCGGAAUAAGAGCAUUGGGCCGGUCCAGAUAUCAGAGGAGGAGAUCGAAAGGAUCAUGUCUGGGCAGGAAUUUGAGGAAGAGGCCAAUCACUGGAGCAACCAUGGUGACAGCGACCACAGUUCCCCUGGGAACAGGGCCUCAGAGAGCAACCAGCCCUCACCGGGCUCCACACUGUCCUCCAGUAGGUCUGUGGAACUAAAUGGAUUCAUGGCAUUCAGAGAGCAGUACAUGGGGAUGUCUGUGCCUCCACACUAUCAAUACAUACCGCACCUUUUUAGCUAUUCCGCCCACUCGCCACUUCUGCCCCCACAAGCUCGCAGCCUGGAUCCUCAGUCGUACAGUCUGAUUCACCAGCUGGUAUCAGCGGAGGACCUGGAGCCAUUGGGCACGCCCAUGUUGAUUGAAGAUGGGUAUGCUGUGACUCAGGCAGAGCUGUUUGCCCUGCUUUGCCGCCUAGCCGAUGAGCUGCUCUUUAGGCAGAUUGCUUGGAUCAAGAAACUGCCUUUCUUCUGCGAGCUCUCAAUCAAGGAUUACACGUGCCUCCUGAGCUCUACAUGGCAAGAAUUAAUCCUGCUGUCUUCCCUCACUGUUUAUAGCAAACAGAUCUUUGGGGAGCUGGCUGAUGUCACUGCCAAGUAUUCACCCUCUGAUGAGGAACUACACAGAUUUAGUGAUGAAGGGAUGGAGGUGAUCGAGAGGCUCAUCUACCUAUAUCACAAGUUCCAUCAGCUAAAGGUCAGCAAUGAAGAGUACGCUUGCAUGAAAGCAAUUAACUUCUUAAAUCAAGAUAUCAGGGGUCUGACCAGUGCCUCACAGCUGGAACAACUGAACAAGCGAUAUUGGUACAUUUGCCAGGAUUUCACUGAAUAUAAAUACACACAUCAGCCGAACCGCUUUCCUGACCUCAUGAUGUGCUUACCUGAGAUUCGCUAUAUUGCAGGAAAGAUGGUGAAUGUACCCCUGGAGCAGCUGCCUCUCCUCUUUAAGGUGGUACUGCAUUCCUGCAAGACCAGUGUGGGCAAGGAAUGACCUGUUCCCAGCGCCCCACCUCAGGCCAACUGCAACGCCUUGGGUGGGCAGGACAGGCUCCAGAAGAAAGAGCCAGAGAGACCAAGGUGGAGGCUGUGGAGCAGUGUUUCCAGUCGCCUCCAUAGCAAGAAGAGUUUUUGUUUGUUUGUCUGUUUUUUUAACCUCAUUUUUCUAUAUAUUUAUUUCACGACAGAGUUGAAUGUAUGGCCUUCAACAUGAUGCACAUGCUUUUGUGUAAAUGCAGCCGAUGCAUUUCCUUGCAGUUUACAGAAUGUGAAGAUGUUUAAUGUUAUAGUGUUGUCAUUGUUUAGAGAUAGUUCUUUUGUAUUUUGAGGGAGAGGGUGGGAUGGGGCUGAGAUGAGUAUUUCCAUGAUGUUGACAAAGACGACUACCUCAGUGGGAAGGGAGGGAUGUGACCAUCCCUACUUUUUCCACAUGUUCUCAGCAGACUCCUACAUUAGUCUGUCAGAGAGCGAACUGCCUUUUUCUAGCUACCGAAUUGCCAGGUAAAAGUAAAAGAGCACAUCAUAAAGGGGCAAAGUGGUGUUGGGAGGUUUAUCAAGCAAAGUGGGGAAGACGUUGGGAACAGGACAGGAGAUAAGGAUUUAGCCAUCUCUUUUCUUUGGAAAGCAUGACAGUUGAGGGGGAAGGGCACAGUGACCAAAUCUAAGUUAGGUGUCCUCCCUCCAUACAAGUCCUCAGGGAGAAGGGUUUCUGUUCUCACACCAUGCUGUGGGCUCCCCCUGCCCCCACCGUCUGAACACCACUGUCAGUUUCUGCCACUGUCAACUUUUCAUCCACACAAGUGCUUGGCUGUAAGUUAAUUCUUGGGACUUGUCUACCAGCUCCCUAGGGGUCACAGCUACUUAGUUUCUUUACCUGGAUCUACCAAGGUCCACUUUCCUCAGACUCCUGUCUCUCUCUUAUAAAUUUGGCUUCCUAUUGGCCCUUUGAAAAAAACUGAACAAAAUGUCAUGCUCUGAAUCCUGGUGCCCACUGCUAAUUUAUUCUCCUUUCACCUUGCUUUCUUCAAAGGGUAGUGAGACAAAGGCCAGACUGCCAGAAGAAUCAUCUUCCUUUCCCUGUUCCUCCCCUCACCCCAUCUCGUCCCACCCUCAGGACUGAAUCCCAAACCUGCAGUCUUUCAUACAGUGGGAAGGACCAUCCCCCCAUCUGCUGAACGGAAUUUUUGCCUCUUCAUUCUACUCCCAAGUUCUCCUAAUCUCUCCAAAGUGAGACCAGGUUUCCUUAGAAAGCCCAAGGAUCAGAGUGGCCCAGCUGCCUGUUAGACUAUCAGUGGCCUGGCUGACCAAGGCCUAGAGGGCUGGAGUCCAAAGCACCUGGAAGGGAAGUGGCAGGGGGUGGGGUGAGGCUUGAAACUACCUCAUGUUCCUCAGGGUCCGGCUACCCCCUCUGCAGAUAUGGCCUGGACCUCCUAGUCUUUCACUACCUGCCCCACCUAGUCCUGGGAAAUGUUCCUUACCCUCUUGGCUUUGGCCAGCGGCCAUACCAUGUCUGUCUUAGAGUUCUUUCAGGUGCUUUUCCUUUCUUUGCCUUACUAGAGCAGUUGUCUCUGCCUUUACCCAGGUGCCUCCCACAGCCAGUGCAGCAGACAGACCACUUAACUGGGUGCCUCCCUGGGUGGGCUUGAGGGGCCCACAGCAUUUUGUUUUUCCUGUUUAGUCAAAGGUCUUUUGCUCUCUUCCCAACCCGGCCUUGCAAACUUACCCGGUCAGCCACCACAUCAUGUGCAUACCAGGUAGUCCGUGUCAGAUUGUAAUCUUUUCUUCCCAGUGAAAUGUUACGGGUACCGGCAGAAUGAUGACUUUGUCCCUUGAUGGAUCUAAAACUCAGAGCAUUUAUUAUUCCUUAAUGCCAUUUCUCCAGCUGCUCUGAAAAAGAAAAGAGACAUGUUCCUCAGGAAAAGCUCCAACCAGAAUGUUUUUCACUAGUUGAUGGGAAGUGUUUUGUGUGUGUAUCUGUUUAUUUCUAAGUUCACAAUAUUUUUGUUCCCCUGAAUUUUUUUAUUUAACCAACUAGAUCACAUUCUUUGGCUACAGGUCAGACUCCAAGCUGCUUUCCUCAAGGUAGGGGAGGAGACAUAUAUCAGAGUCCCCUUCUCCAAGACUGCUCCUGUGUGCAGUAUCUUUCUUUGCUCUAGACCUCCAUGUGUCAAAUUAUUUUUUGAAAUUGCUUUUCUCUUAAAUUAAGCAUUUUACCGGUUGUGUUGGAUAUCAAAGGAAAUUGCUCUCUGACAAGGCAAGAGCAUGUCUCUCCAAUAACGCAGCAUUAAACAGAGCAAGUUGUUAAUUUGUGGAGUGGGGGAAAGGUUCUGCAAGUUGCCAUUGUACAAAUCCAUUUUUACAAAUGUUUGCAGCAGAUUCCACAGAACAAAGAGCCCAUUCAUUGCCAAGAGCCCUGCAGAAUUUCUGAGCCAAGUGGCCGUGUGUUCCAAGCCGGAGCCUGACCUGUGGACAGCCUUUAAUGUCUUCUGCACCCAGUCCUUUUAUGACGUGGGCUUUUUUUAAACAGGGUAAAGUGAAUGUGUUGCAUUGCAAACUCAGGUAUUAGGAGGAGAAGGUAGGAGUGUAGCUAGCAGCGUGGAGACAUUAGGUCAGCCACUAGAUGUAUUUGUGAAUUUGGUUUGAAGGACACAGAGAAAGGUUGGAGGGGGAGGUUUGGUGUGUUUGUUUUUUGCCUUUCUUCCCAUAAUGUUUGGUUAACAAGGUAGCCUUUUUGCUAGUGGAAGAAGAAAAAAGUUGUGCAUGUUGUCUCUAAUUCCCUUCUCUUCUGUCCUCUCUCUGAUCCCCUGCUACCAACAGCGCUCACUUUGAGUGAGAGUUUUUCCACCAUAAAACUAUAACCCUGAAAGCUGUGGUAAAGCUGUGUGCACUGCAUUGAAACACACAGGCUUUUCCUUUCCUUUCCCAUUAAGUGUUUUCUCGACCCAAGAUAAAAGUUUGGAAUCUUGGAACUUCACCUACAACUUAUGCUCUCUGGCUCCUUUGUAGAAUUUUGGAAUUUUUCACAAGGUUCAGUGGUCUCGCCCUUAGUCUGGAGAAACUCCCCAGAACCUGUCUCUAAGCACUCCACCUGGCUCAGAGGACACCCGGCCCCAUGUCUGCCCCGUAAGUGAGGUGAGCAAGCCUCCAGGGAUAGAAGGCAGCACGCAGGAACCUCCUUGUCCUGUUCUCCAGAACCAGAGGAUGCAUCAAGGGAAUCUCAGGGUCUCUAAGGCAUUGCUGACAGUCACCCACCCCACACCGACUUGCUUCUCACUUGCCACCCCAUUUCAGGGAUGUGAGUACCUGCCAUGGCCAAUACGUUACCAGGUCCUUAAAACCCUGGGCUCUCUGAGUUAGCUACCUUGUUCUCCCCAUUUCCUAACUUUGUUUGUUCUUGAUUUCCUGAGGAAUGGGACAGAUGGAGACAGAUGAACAAACACACUGGGCAGCACCUAAGCCAUGUCCAAGGUUGGCCGAAGUAAGGGGACCCUGGCCUCUCAGUAGGGCAGGAAGUUGAGCAGUUGUUCCAAGUCUUGAGCUCUGGGCCCCUGGUUUAUAUGCCUUUUUCCUUGUUGCUUUUUAAAAUUUUGCAAUUAUUUUAAGAAAUCCAGGCUUUCAGACCAGCUCUUUUAUUAAACUUUUCUUUAUUGAUUUUUUAAAACAAAAAACAAAACUAAAACAAAAAACAAAAAAAAAAAACAAAAAAAAACACCCACACUAUUCUUACUUUCCCCAACUUGAUCCAUGAGAAUCCCCUACACCCCCCUCUGCCUUUGCAGUUAAUCAUUCCUCCCUUUUUCCUCAGCUUGAAGCAUCUAUGUCCAGUGUCUGUGAAAUGAUGUUUUAUCUGUGUCUCAGGAUGAGAAACGGCAAUCAUUCCACCAGGUGCUGGAAACUGAUUAGCCUCGAGGCAAGGGUUUCUAGGGCCACAGCUCAGGGAUGUGUAUUUAAUUACAGGGUCCCCAGAAACCCCUCUCUUGGCUGCCACAAGCAGCAGCUUCUUUUUUUGGGCUUGAGAGCUAGGCCUGGACUGUUUCCUCAGAAGCAGGAGCCCUAGAGAACAUGUGGAGUCUGGGAGCAAGCUGGGGCUUCCUUCUCAGCUAGACCUGGGCUACCUUGAAACUUGAAGACUUCUGGCUGUCCUGCAACAUGAGCCACGGUGGCUCUGCCUCAGUAUACCAGCUCAUAAAAAUGCCUGGUCCCUCUGCCCAAUCCAGCUCCUGUCUGGCCUCCCUCCUCUGGGCCUGCAGCCCUAAAUGAAGCACAGCCUGCUCAAGAAUCAGUUGCAGGCUCAAAGGGAAGCUGUGAGGUAGGCCAGAGUUUGCUCCAAGCCCAAGAAGAAAGUUGUGUUACUGGUGGAGGCUGGUCUUCUAAAUCCUGGAGCCAGCCCUGCCAGCCAAAGGAUCAUUUUUGCCCUUUGGUGACCAUUUUUUUUUUUUUUUUCUUUCUCUGAAAUGUCUUAUAAUAGGUAAGAAUGUUGUUGACUCAAAUUUCCAUGAAAAAGAAAAAAAUAAAACUACCUCUUGAAUGACAUCCUGAUCGAUUCCUCCCUGAGGAAUCCUGUGGGAAAAGAAUACUGCAGCUCCCUCUCUGUUUACAUGUUUCUGUCAGGAAAGAAGCCCUGCCUGCCCUGGGGUGUUGGUGUUUUUGUCCGUGUUGCCAUCCCAGGCUUGCGAUAGGGGCUUGUGGCUGCAUUGCAAUGUCUGGGCUGCGUCUGGGGAGUCCCAGCCACCUGCCCAGCCAUGGACUAGCCACCCCCCGCCCCCCUGCAGAGAUCACCAUUUCCUUCCUGUGAUCCAAGGCACAGGGAGCACCACCUCCCACAACCCCACCGUCAGGUGCUGUAGUGGCACACACGUCAGUGAACGUGUCCCUCAGCUGCCUACCGUUGGCCCACUUCCACCCACAGUCCUGUGUAGGAAUCGCAUAAAUGGGAUGUCUCUGAGCCCUUGUCCCCAAAGGGCCGGCCAAGGGCUACCCAGGCCCUCUGCUACCUCCCACCCUGCCAGCUGGCAAGGGAUGGGCCCUUUUCUGUGAAUUGACUACCUGUGGAAAUGUGACCAAUUAGUGUGAAAUGCAUGUUUAGCAAAUGUUAGGUACUGUAUUUGAACCAAUAAAUGUGAAUCCUUCUGCACGUGG